AAUUUCCUUAUCGUUUCAUAGAUAAAGUAUCUUCAAGAACUUACAGAUUAAGUGUCUUCAAGAGCUUCCACUCGGAAAAAUUUCAGCAUCCCUACCAGACUUAUUGCUUCUAUUAGGAAAUCAUUUAAGGUGGUAAAUCAUACCUUAUACAGAUAAUGGAUUUGUUGAACCAGAACUUAGAUGAAACUGAUCCAGAACUAUUCAAUAUCAUUAAAAAUGAAAAGUCACGGCAAAUGACAGGUUUAGAAAUGAUAGCAUCGGAAAAUUUUACAAGCCGUAGUGUGCUUCAGGCUUUGAGCACUUGCCUGCAUAACAAGUACUCUGAAGGGUAUCCUGGUCAAAGAUAUUAUGGUGGCAAUGAACACAUAGAUGAAGUUGAACGUCUGUGCCAGAAAAGGGCUUUAGACACUUAUGGAUUGACUUCAGACAAGUGGGGUGUCAAUGUUCAGCCGUAUUCUGGAUCGCCUGCUAACUUUGCUGUGUAUACUGCUUUGGUAGAACCUCAUGGACGCAUCAUGGGUCUCGAUUUACCCGAUGGAGGACACCUGACACAUGGCUAUUUUACGGAAAAGAAGAAAAUAUCGGCCACUUCAAUAUUUUUCGAGUCCAUGCCUUAUAAAAUUGACCCUAAAACGGGCCUCAUUGAUUAUGAUCAGUUGCAAAAAACAGCAAAGCUUUUCAAACCAAAGGUUAUUAUUGCAGGUAUCAGUUGCUACCCAAGAAAUCUUGACUAUAAAAGGUUUCGAGAAAUUGCAGACGAAAAUGGGGCGUACUUAAUGGCAGACAUGGCGCAUGUGAGUGGGCUUGUAGCUGCAAGACUUGUUCCAGAUCCUUUUGAAUAUUGUGAUGUUGUCACCACUACCACACAUAAAACUUUGAGAGGGCCUAGAGCAGGUGUUAUUUUUUACAGAAAAGGUAUUCGCUCCGUGACAAAAUCAGGAGAAAUCGCUUAUGAUUUAGAAGACAAAAUUAAUCAAGCAGUUUUCCCUGGUCUCCAAGGUGGACCACAUAACAAUGCAAUAGCAGGUAUUGCUACUGCACUCAAACAGGCACAAAGCCCAGCAUUUAAGAAAUAUCAAGAACAAGUUAUCUUGAAUGCAAAAACACUUGCAAAAGCUUUGCAGGAGAGACAAUAUACAUGUGUUACAGGUGGCACAGACAACCAUAUUGUCUGGUUAGAUUUACGUCCGUUAGGGUUGAAUGGAUCAAGAGCAGAAAAAGUUUUGGAAGACAUUUGCAUUGCUUGUAAUAAAAAUACUGUCCCUGGAGAUAAGAGUGCUCUGAAUCCAGGAGGCAUCCGCCUAGGCACUCCUGCUCUCACAACACGAGGUCUGAAAGAGAAAGACAUUGAAAAAGUGGCCGAAUUCAUUCACAGAGGUCUUCAGUUAGCACUAGACGUAAAAUCUAGGAGCGGACCAAUGUUGAAAGAUUUUAAGGCUAAACUUGCAGAAGAUCCUGAAUUCCAAAACAGAAUAACAGAACUCAGAACUGAAAUUCAGAACUUUGCUUCUUUAUUUCCUCUUCCUGGAUUUGAUGAUUAUUAGACCCAAUAAGAGAUAUUUGUGAGUUUUUAACAAUAAAAAUUGUUUUAACGAAUGCAAAGCCUGUCCAACAUGGAAAUACAUUUUUUAAUAUCAUUUUUAACACAUAUUAUUGGGACCACCAGUGAGGUUAACAAAUUCAAUUGAUUUUCAAUUUUAUUUGUAAAAAACAAAAAGCAAAAUGUUACUUCUGUAUGUACGAUAUAUAUGUUAAUAUUUGUUCCCAUUUUAAAGCAACUCAUUUUAAAAGAUGGCAAGGAAAUAUUUUGUGCUUAAUGUUGUUCCCUGUAAAAUAGAAUUUGUUUUAUAUAUUUUGAUAAAUGAAGAAGUUUGAUUCUUGGCUAUUUUCU
Uloborus diversus is the source of this 1891-nucleotide messenger RNA. Its product is annotated as serine hydroxymethyltransferase-like. The record is from RefSeq and is a predicted model, not a curated record. Gene Ontology annotation, biological process: purine nucleobase biosynthetic process; L-serine catabolic process; protein homotetramerization. Gene Ontology annotation, cellular component: cytoplasm; nucleus; cytosol. Gene Ontology annotation, molecular function: serine binding; cobalt ion binding; glycine hydroxymethyltransferase activity. NCBI's taxonomy places the organism in Eukaryota, Metazoa, Arthropoda, Arachnida, Araneae, Uloboridae.